AUGGUGUCACAGGCUAUGGCCUGGAUCUUGGUUGUCGGCCAUGCCCUCAACCUGGUUCUAAACAAGGACAGCCAGUUGAAAAUAAUACUGCCUACGCCCGUUACACUCAGCACCUCCCCAGCACCAGCUCAGUUCUCUCCAGUCAUGGUUCGCCGCAUUAAGGACCUCGGGGUUCUCGAAGUCUGUUUUCAUGAGAUCGUGACCGAUAAGAGGCUGCAUACUGAUGCGAAAACAAAGAAGAAAACACACUGGGGACAUGCCGAUCAUGGGUCAGAAGUCUCUGAGCCACGGUGGGUUCUGAGCCACGGCGUGGUUCAGAAACUAGGCUUGGCGCUUCUGAGCCACGAUGGCAGAAUCCUGAACCACGCCGAGCUGAGACCCCCCGUCGGCUUUACGUGGGAAUUGAGGGAUUGGGGUCACGUGUCACAGGGCCAGGUCGUCGCCAGCUGGCUCGCCCGUGACAGCUACGUUGGUGUAGUUGAUAGUACGGCAGACUAUUACGACAAAACUGCAACAACCAUAAUUUCAGCUGCAAUCUGGGGAAUCAAAAAGCAGAAUUGUACGGUAGGAGCUAAUCAAGUUCUGCAUGCUCGAAUCAAGGUUCUCUUUUAUCAGAUUGGACUUGAAGAGAGCGAGCUUCUCGAAGUUCUACAGCAGGAUGGCUUCGAUAUUAGUGCUCGUACGCUUCUAUAUCUCCGCCACAAGUUAGGAUUAUAUCGACGAAUCAAAAACCCUAUAGCUGCUCAGGCACAGGUAGAAAGUGUCCUUGAGCAGCUUUGUACAGAGCUUGAUCAUGGCCAGAUUGAAGGCUAUGGCAAAACUCUACUCCAUACCUAUUUCCGGAGUAAGGGUCAUUUAAUGGCUAGGGAUCGUCUUUAUUCUUUAUAUCGAGAGCUGGCACCUGCUGCCGUACGAAGACGUCUUCAAGAUCUUCAGCGAGAACGUGGUGCUUAUGUUGUACCUGGACCUAACUUUAUCUGGUCUAUGGAUGGAUAUCUCAAGCUUGCUCCGUACGGAAUUGAGAUAUACGCAGCAAUUGACGCCUAUUCUCGCUAUAUUAUAUGGAUCUACGUUGGAAUCACCUCUCGUACGGCAGUUAGUGUACUACGGCAGUUUCUAGAGGCGGUUCAGAUUAUCAAACGACAGCCUCGGAUCAAGAACCGGCUAUAUCUUGUCCCUGGCAAGCCAUUCAUGAACUUUAACUAUCCUAAAAAUGGGGUGCUUAACUAUGGCCUUGAAUUUGACAAGAAUCUUCUUUCUUCCUUGCAGGAAGAUGUACAAGAAUGGGACCCUGAGGAAUAUCUGCCUUCAGCUACCUAUAAUUGGACUAAGUGUGACUCGUUAUGCCAGAUUGCUGCCAAACUUUAUCCUCGUACGAUUGAAUCUUUUCAUGACUUUAUACAUAUUGAUCUUUUGCCCAAGCUUCGAGACGAGUACAAAAAGGAUGGUGAUCAGUAUACACUUGCUCAAACAAUUCGAAAAUCAGAGCCUGUCUAUAUGGCUCAAGAUGCAGAUAGAAGACAGCCUCUGGAGACUUUCUUGUCUGAUUGGUUUCAAAACAAGAAUAGAGAACUUGAGACUAUCUAUGUGAUUAUUGUACAAAAGGAGGAUGCAAAUACUCCUCCCAAGGCUCAGAAAAAUGUGAAGGAGACCAAAAAGGAUUUCAAGAACAGCCUUAAGAAGGAGGCAAAGUCAAAGUCCACCCUGAAGAUCAAGCCAGAGCCAGCCGUACGAAAGAAGCAUUCAUUCUCAGUUGCUUCUAUCAAGCCAGAGCCAGAAGAUAUGCCAGCUAUCAAGAAAGAAAAAGAGGAAGAAGACGCCAAGUCUCCAUCAAAUCUUCCAUCCACGUCUGUACUGCUCUUUAAAGAGGAAGAAGAUGGGGUGGCCUAUCGUACGAGAAACCGCCAUACACUUCAGCCAGAAGAUAUUGAACGCUCUGCAGAAUUUGGGCCGGUUUAA
Molecule: messenger RNA, 1959 nt
Organism: Aspergillus nidulans FGSC A4
Lineage: Eukaryota; Fungi; Ascomycota; Eurotiomycetes; Eurotiales; Aspergillaceae
Exons: 14
Coding region: 1-1959 (652 amino acids)
Source: RefSeq, a predicted model, not a curated record